Fusarium oxysporum Fo47 is the source of this 798-nucleotide messenger RNA. Its product is annotated as short-chain dehydrogenase/reductase SDR. The coding region runs from base 1 to 798 and encodes 265 amino acids. Gene Ontology annotation, molecular function: oxidoreductase activity. The record is from RefSeq and is a predicted model, not a curated record. The transcript has a single exon. NCBI's taxonomy places the organism in Eukaryota, Fungi, Ascomycota, Sordariomycetes, Hypocreales, Nectriaceae.
AUGGAUCAUGAAUUCAGCGGCAAAGUCGCCCUUGUGACUGGCGCAACAGGGGGCAUUGGCUUCGCUUGUGCACGCCUCCUUGCAUCAAAGGGCGCCAGUGUCGCUCUUCUGGACCUAGUUGACGCCACAGACCAAUCCCAACGAUUGAACCAGCUCUACAAGUCUCGAACAAUGUCGGUCAAACUCGACAUCACUGAUAGUGGUGCUGUUGAAGAAGCGGUGGCCAUGGUCGUAUCGUGGAAAGGGCGCCUUGACUUUGCUGUCAACGCAGCGGGCAUAUUGCCUGCUGGGGUCAAUGUAGAUGGCAUCGACCCUUUUAUCUGGCGUCGCGUGAUCGACGUUAACUUGACUGGGACAUUUAAUUGCAUGCAGCACGAGAUCCGUACGUUUCUUGAGCUCGGAAUUCCAGGCUCCGUCGUCAACGUCUCGUCUGACGCCGGGGCCAUUGGCACAGUAGGUUGCGCUGCCUACGUCGCUUCCAAGCAUGCAGUCAACGGCCUUACUAAAACGGCGGCACUUGAAUACGCAAGAAAGGGCAUCUGUGUCAAUGCUGUAGCGCCUGGGAAUAUCGACACGCCCAUGCUGAGCCGGCUUGGUAUGUCGGCUGAGGCACUGGGACACGCGACACAGCCUUCAGGGAAAUUGGGAAAGGCCGGUGAUGUGGCCGAUUUGAUUGUAUUCUUGCUUUCUGAGCGAGCCGGGUUCAUGAAUGGGUCUAUUGUAGCCAUUGAUGGUGGCACUACAAGUGCGGGCUACUCCAACGGCGAUGCAUCACAGGUAUUUAAGGCAGUACAGUGA